Necator americanus (New World hookworm) is the source of this 1017-nucleotide messenger RNA. RefSeq lists its product as uncharacterized. Gene Ontology annotation, molecular function: protein dimerization activity. Lineage: Eukaryota; Metazoa; Nematoda; Chromadorea; Rhabditida; Ancylostomatidae. The transcript has 7 exons. Bases 1 to 1017 code for a protein of 338 amino acids. The record is from RefSeq and is a predicted model, not a curated record.
AUGGUACAACCGAAACGUCAAGUAGACACCACCUCCGAUGGCGGAGGCGAAGAAUGGCCAGACGAGGUGACAGGAUCUCGUGAGAAUCGACAAGAUGGAGACAGAUGGGUGCACAACAAAACCAACACCUACAUUUCGCGACGGAACCUUCUCUCCACGAAUGACGAGUGUACCGUCAUUCAUCUGUCAACCAGUGAUGGAGAUGCGUCGGCGUUAGAAACACUUAAGUCAGAAUGCUGGAGUUUGCAAACGGAUGAAACCGAACUUGACACAGUUCUUCACGACUUAGCGUGUGCAAUAACGCUUACAAAGGAGGAUCCUACUAGCAGUCCUCAAGGUUACCUUCGAAUUCGGGAUCUGCGAUGUGUGGAUGCUUUCAAUCAUCAGACAUUACUUAUCGUGAAAUCCCUCCCAGAUGUCCAAUGCUGCAUUGAAGUAGCUGAUCCUUCUAAAACUGGAAAAUUCCAGCUCAAGAUAACAACUGACAAUUAUUCUGAACUGAAAGCAUUUUUAUCCCCUGCAAAUUCAUUUAUGUACUCCUGUGUAGAAGAUGUUCUUUGCAAAGCGUCAGAAGAUUUCAAGUGGUCUGAAUAUUUAUUCAUGGUGGCAGCGAUCGCUUUCUUUAUUGCUGCCGUUUCGAUGACAGCAGACCUCUACAUUGACGGUUUGCCGCCUCGUAGUGGCGUAGAGAGCCGUUCAAAUCUGAAGUUACUCAGGACUUCUUUAAUAUUGGAUCAGUGCGCACGAGCACGACUCGACAUAAAGACUGUGUCGGGCUUUACCUAUUACAACGCGACAUCAUUAUCGUCAGUAGCCAAAAUUCGUGCUAUUCAUCGAGCUGCAGGGCGGAUAAAAUUCCUCGUGGUUGCUCUGCAAGAAAGUAAAGCCAGAAGGAGCGGAGUGCGGCAGAUGAAUGACGGCACACUCGUUAUUCGCGCAGAACAUGUUCCGUCACAAAAUGGUGCUGGUGGUGUUGAUUUUGUUGUGCAUCCAUCUGUCCUCCAUUGUCCUUGUUGA